Molecule: messenger RNA, 3333 nt
Organism: Spinacia oleracea (spinach)
Lineage: Eukaryota; Viridiplantae; Streptophyta; Magnoliopsida; Caryophyllales; Amaranthaceae
Product: serine/threonine-protein phosphatase BSL1
Exons: 21
Coding region: 200-2857 (885 amino acids)
Biological process (GO): brassinosteroid mediated signaling pathway
Molecular function (GO): protein binding; phosphoprotein phosphatase activity
Source: RefSeq, a predicted model, not a curated record
UUAAAAAAAACAAAACCCCCGCAAUAUCUGAUCCUUUAACAAAAAAGAAAAAAGAAAAAAGAAAAAGAAAUGCAGAGUUACCGAGGAACCCACCACCUCUAGGCUCUAGCACCACCAAACCAGCGCCAUGAUCAACUGAUUCAAAUCCUUUCUCUCUCCUAGGGUUUUCCAAUUCUCCUCUUCUUCUGCUCAUUCUUCAAUGGCGUCGAAGCCAUGGCUACAGCCUGCUCCUUCGUACACCCAAUUGGAGUCGUUUUGGGAUUCUGACGAAGAUGCGCCUGGUCCCCGCUGUGGUCACACCCUUACCGCCGUCGCCGCCAACAAAUCUCAGGGCCCUCGUCUUAUUCUAUUCGGUGGAGCCACCGCUAUUGAAGGCGGCGCUUCUUCUUCUGCUCCUGGCAUCAGGUUGGCUGGGGUUACGAAUUCUGUUCAUUCUUAUGAUGUUCUCACUAAGAAAUGGACCAGGAUUAGACCGGCAGGUGACCCGCCUUCUCCAAGGGCGGCUCACGCGGCUGCUGCCGUUGGAACUAUGGUUGUGUUUCAGGGUGGCAUAGGACCUGCCGGGCAUUCCACAGAUGAUCUAUAUGUGCUUGAUUUGACCAACGACAAGUACAAAUGGCAUAGAGUAGUCGUCCAAGGUCAAGGACCUGGCCCUAGAUAUGGCCAUGUAAUGGACCUAGUUGCACAAAGAUACCUCGUUACCGUCAGUGGCAAUGAUGGGAAAAGGGUUCUGUCAGAUUCUUGGGUUUUGGAUACUGCUCAAAAGCCAUAUGUUUGGCAGCGGCUUAAUCCUGAAGGUGAUAGACCGUCUGCUAGAAUGUAUGCAACUGCAAGUGCUCGAUCAGAUGGCAUGUUUUUGCUAUGUGGUGGAAGAGACUCAACUGGCGCGCCCCUUGCAGAUGCUUAUGGGCUGCUUAUGCAUAGAAAUGGUCAAUGGGAGUGGACUCUUGCGCCGGGUGUUUCUCCUUCUCCAAGGUAUCAACAUGCUGCGGUCUUUGUAGGUGCUAGAUUGCAUGUUACGGGUGGUGCUCUUAGGGGAGGACGAGCCAUUGAAGGUGAAGCAGCUGUUGCAGUUUUGGACACUGCUGCUGGAGUAUGGUUGGAUAGGAGUGGGCUGGUAACUACUUCAAAGGCUAACAAGGGACAAACAGAAAAUGAUCCUUCCUUGGAGUUGAUGCGUCGUUGUCGACAUGCUUCUGCAUCUGUUGGUGUUCGUAUAUACAUGUACGGUGGUCUUAGAGGAGAUGUAUUGUUAGAUGACUUCCUGGUUGCAGAGAAUACGGUGUCACAGUCUGAUGAUAAUUCCCUACCACUGGCAUCUGAGAGAGCCUCGAGCUUAACUGAUCCACGAAUUAAUCUUAGUUUGACUAUGCCCUCCGCUACACCUGUAACUGAUGGAAGACAUGAAAAAAACCUACCUGGUGGUGUGAGCAUGGAAAAGAAAUCUGUAGAUAAACUUGUGGAGGCUUCUGCUGCUGAAGUUGAAGCAGUUAGAACGGUCUGGCAAGCUGCUCAGGCUGCAUCUUCAUCUCCCCCGGACGAAUCACCUCUGUCGCAAGGCAGCUCACCUAUCACAGAUACUCUUUCAGAUGGUAGUGAUACUGAUGGUGAUGUUCGCCUCCAUCCCAGAGCAGUUGUAGUCGCGAAAGAAACUGUAGGGAACUUAGGUGGAAUGGUGCGGCAAUUAUCACUUGAUCAGUUUGAAAACGAGAGCAGGAGAAUGAUACCUGUUGCUGACCAAUCAACUCUUGGCAAAAAAUUCACGAGGUCCAAGUCUCCUCAGGGUUUGCAUAAGAAAGUCAUCUCUAAUUUGCUCAGACCACGUAACUGGAAGCCUCCAGUGAAUAGAAAAUUUUUCUUAGAUUCUUACGAAGUCGGUGAGAUUUGCCAUGCUGCAGAACAGAUCUUUAUGCAUGAGCCAAGUGUUCUUCAGUUAAAAGCUCCAAUCAAAGUGUUUGGUGACCUCCAUGGACAGUUUGGAGAUUUGAUGCGGUUGUUUGAUGAAUAUGGAUUUCCUUCAACUGCUGGUGACAUUACGUAUAUUGACUAUCUGUUCUUAGGUGAUUAUGUUGAUCGAGGGCAGCAUAGCUUAGAGACUAUUACGUUACUUCUUGCUCUGAAGAUUGAAUAUCCCGAAAGUGUUCACUUGAUACGUGGGAAUCAUGAAGCUGCUGACAUCAAUGCACUCUUUGGGUUUCGUCUUGAAUGCAUUGAGAGAAUGGGAGAGAAUGAUGGGAUAUGGGCAUGGACACGGUUCAAUCAACUCUUCAACUAUCUUCCACUCGCUGCCCUUAUUGAGAAGAAAAUUAUCUGUAUGCAUGGCGGCAUUGGUAGAUCAAUUCAAGCGGUGGAGCAAAUAGAAAAACUUGAGAGGCCCAUAACAAUGGAUGCCGGAUCUAUAGUUCUAAUGGAUUUGUUGUGGUCUGAUCCCACGGAAAAUGAUAGUAUAGAAGGUCUGAGACCAAAUGCUAGAGGUCCCGGUUUAGUUACAUUUGGGCCUGACCGAGUCACGGAGUUUUGCAAAAAGAACAAACUGCAGCUCAUUAUUAGGGCCCAUGAGUGCGUGAUGGAUGGUUUUGAGCGAUUUGCUCAAGGGCAGUUGAUCACACUCUUCUCUGCUACGAACUAUUGUGGGACUGCCAACAAUGCUGGGGCAAUAUUGGUUAUUGGACGUGGUUUGGUAGUGGUCCCAAAAUUGAUUCAUCCCUUGCCACCUCCAAUGCAAUCACCGGAGACUUCUCCAGAACGUGCCAUGGAUGAUACGUGGAUGCAGGAACUCAACAUCCAAAGACCGCCAACUCCAACUAGAGGUCGGCCUCAGCCUGAUCAUGACCGUAAUUCACUUGCUUAUAUCUGAAGUUGAUUGUAUGAUUCACCAGCAUUAUGUGCCCUCUUAACACCGAGAGUCUUUAGUCGCCAAAACAUCAUAUUACCAAGUCUUCGUGAUAUACCUUACAGUGUUGUGCUGUAAGCCUCAUUUUAAUUUAAGGUUUUUAGAUAGUAUAAACCUCAUCCUCUGUACAUGUAGCUUCAGUAUUGUUGAAGAGUUAGUUCCAUUUUUGUUAGUUUAUGCAUUAAGCCAUAGAUUCUCUGUUUUUGUAGAAUUGUAGUGUAAAGCCAGGCCAUAAGGAGAUGCAUCAGCAGUUGAGAGAAGCUUUCUAUUUGAGCGUUUGUUUAUUGUAAAAUGAAAUCAAAUUUACAUGUAAUUAAUUUAUUAAUUAAAAGUGUAUUAUUUGCAAAUUGAUGUGUGGGAUUGAAUCUGUUUUUUGUACCAUAUGAAUAUAUACCAUUACUAAGUAUGGGGCUUGUUAUAUAUGCCUUGCAUUUAUUUCA